This is a messenger RNA of Elgaria multicarinata webbii, 1039 nucleotides long. It is a transcript of the gene LHFPL7, whose product is annotated as LHFPL tetraspan subfamily member 7. The transcript is spliced from 4 exons. Bases 1 to 978 code for a protein of 325 amino acids. Gene Ontology annotation, cellular component: membrane. NCBI's taxonomy places the organism in Eukaryota, Metazoa, Chordata, Lepidosauria, Squamata, Anguidae. The record is from RefSeq and is a predicted model, not a curated record.
AUGGCCGCCCUGGAGGCAGCCCAAUCCAAAGUGGCCCCUGCCGUUAAGGCGGCCAUCUUGGACGAGGGCACACUGCGCCCAGGGAGUGCGGCCAUCUUGGAAGAGGGCGAGCCUCCCGGCGACAGGCGCAACCUCGGCGGCCAUCUUUGCCCAGGCGGAGGUGAGCCAGAAGGGGCGGAGGGGGACUUUCCCAUGCCGGCGCGCCAGAAAAGGGCGAAGAAAGGCGGCGGUGGCGGCCGCGUGGAUGCGGCGCUCUCGGAGCGCGCGGCGGCGGCGGGCUCGCUCGGCCACCGCCAGCCGCCUGCCGCCUCCGCCGCGCUCCCCAGGAUGUUCAGCUGCGUGGGCUGCUUCUGGGUCCUGUUGUCCUCCUGCCUGGUGGCCGUCUGCAGCUUCAGCUUCCUCUCGCCCGCUUGGAUCGUCCGAGAACGCGGCGGCGCCCGGCGCUUGGUGGUGGCCGCUGCGGCUGCCGCCCUGGAAGGCGGCGAGGGCGGCGGCGGCGAGGUGAGCUUCGGCUUGCUCUGGCACUGCUCCGAGGCCGUGCGCCACCUGUACGAUUGCUACGCCUUCGGCGGCCUGGGGCGCUUCAGCGAGAUCCCCUCCGGGUCCUGGCAGACAAGCGCCGUGCUGUGCGCGGGGGGCUGUGCGCUCCUGGCCUUCAGCUCGCUGCUGGCCGUGAUUGUGCUCUUCCUUCCCAGCGGGCCGUGCGAGCGGCGGAUCUGCACCCUGGCCUGUUACAUUCAGAUGGCUGCAGUGUUCAUCAUGGGAUUUGGGCUUUUGGUCUAUCCUUUUGGUCUUGGAUCUGCCACCGUGAGGAGACACUGUCAGGAUUCGAGCAUCUUCUAUGCAGGCGAUUGCCAAAUCGGAUGGGGGUACAUGCUGGCGAUUGUCGGGGUCAUGUUGUCGGUCUUUCUGCCAUUCUUUGCGAAAUAUGCACCCAAAGAGCACGCCUCUCCCACGCCGAUACCUGCGAUUUUAUAGCAUUUUGUCCGCAUCGAACAAUCGAAUGCUCCCUUCUGAAAUCUACGGACCGCAGAGAGUU